UCAAGAUGGUCCUACAUUGCUUGGUACUUAUGAAUUAGUUGUGAUAGCUAAGAAAUACUAACCGUAUUCGAAGUCUUUUGUUCGCCAAGGUUGCUGGCUUACUUUGCAUCUGGAUUACUAGAAAUUGCUUCACACAACGUCCAACUCAAACAUGCGUCACAAUUAAAAAGGAUAAUAUCAGAAUUGACACAAUUGUAUAAAAAUAGAUACAGAAAUUUUAAAAAUUGUUGAUUUUGACUUUACGACCUUAUGUCUCUAAAGACGAAGGUUAAUUGCCGGCAUACUCAUUGAGACUAGAGAUCUAUCAUUCCAUAAGAGAAACAAUCAAAAAAUUUAGGGAAGAAAACUAUUCAUGGAAUCUUAAUCAAAAUAAUCGAUUAUGAAUCUAACCUUUGAUAAAGUAGAUCGAUUGACUUAACAAAUAGAGUGACCAAAGUUAAUAAACAUCUGUUCAUUGGAACAAAGAUAUAUGAGUUGUUGACGAAGUGAUCAAGUACUGUAAUGAAGCAUUCCGUGGACAAAGCAGAGCUUAUAGUGAGUCUUGACAGGUCUUCAUGAUUAAACCGGGACCGUGCUAUAUCUAUCCGACAGAAAGCUCUUCGUAUGACCCCUUCAGUUGAUUUUAAAAACCAUCAUAACACAGAAUCUAGAACAACAAAUCAAGAUAAAUAAUUUCAACCUAAACCUCCAAAAUCAUACCUGUUUGCAAAAUCUGUUGUAGUUCUCAAUUGAUCUAACCAUCUUUCCUCUUUUGAGAGAGAAAUUCAACCCCCUGAGAUGGAACUUAUCGCCAGAAAGCGGACGGCACCGACAUAGAGAUCUACAAGAACGGAAACCAAGAAGUCGUACAAAGAAAACUGUUUCUGUUUCUUUUCCCGGAAAAAAAAAAAUUUGGGCUUCGAUUAAUAUUUUAAGCCCACUAAAUUGAAGUCAAAAAUAAAUUGCCUAUUUCAAUUCAUCUAAAUGGGCUUUGUAUAUAUAAUUUUGCACCCGAAUACUUUUUGUGAAUUUUUUUGGGUAUGAUUUUCCAUAAUUUGUAAUUUUUGCUGAAAUUUUUGUUUAAAAAAAAUUAAAUCAAAUGUCAUUUUUAAAAUAAUUUAUCACACAAAUUUUAUAGUAUAAUUUAAUAAAACACACUCAAUCUAAACAAAAUACUCUAAUAUUUUAGAUUUAAUUGUUUAAUGUAAUAUUUAAGUUUGGACUAAACAUCUAAAUUGUUUAAUUUACUCUAAGAUCAAAAUUAAUCAAGUUAAUUUUUUAAUUUACAAAGUAAAAGUUAAAAAGGUACAAAUGAAAAAGAAUGCAACUAAAAUUUAAAAAUUCGACACUUAGCAAAAUGACCAAGAUACACAAUAUAUCAUAACUCAAUAACCUAUGAAACAUUAACCUACAAGUCUACAACUAACAAAAAUAUUAAAUUCUACAAAAUAUACAUCCGCGCAGGCGCGCGGGUCAAAAGCUAGUUAGUCUUUAUAUACUUCGAUACUUUCUCAAUCGAACAAGCAAACAGUCUCAAGAUACAUUACUCUUUUUUAUAUCCGUCUGUUCACUUCUGAUUUUAUCUUCUGAUUCUGGUUCUUCGUGAGACACCCAUCACUUAAUUAACUCUCCACAUUUUAUAAGGUUUUGUCACGUUCCUUUCUUUUGUCUUUUGUUUUUGAUUAUUGAGUGUUUCUAAUUCAUUUGGUUAGUUUUAAAGAUGUUUUUUGUGUGUGUUUUGUCUCCUCCUCAUAUAUGGACAGAAUCAGUGGGUUGUCUGAUGAAUUACUUAUUAAGAUAAUAUUGUUUGUUCCUACAAAAGUUGCUGUAUCCACUAGCAUCUUGUCGAAACGGUGGGAGUAUCUUUGGAUGUGGUUGCCUAAACUCGAGUACGGUCAUAGAGAUUGUUCAGAGUCUGAAUGCGAGAAGCUACGGUGUUUCCUUGACAGAAAUCUGCCAUUACAUAGAGCUCCGGAUAUCGAAAGCUUCCGUCUUGAAUUGUGUAAUUCACGUUUUAAACCGGAGAAUAUCAGCAUGUGGGUUGUAGUAGCUCUUUCUCACUGCCUACGUGAGCUGGAUAUAUCAUAUGAGUCUUAUCCGGAGAAGCCAGACAUAUUGCCGAGUAACUUGUAUACCUGCAAAUCGCUCGUGGUCUUGAAACUGGAGGGGGAUAUCCUCUUGGAUGUUCCUCGAAUGGUCUCUCUUCCGUCUCUGAAAACUCUGAUGCUUCAGAGGGUGAGAUACCUCAAUGAUGAAACUCUUCAACGGCUUCUAUCUAAUUGUCCAAUUCUUGAAGACCUAGUGGUGAGGUUACGUGAAUAUGGUGACACCAUGCAAAAGUUGACAGUUGUUGUUCCAUCUUUGCAGAGAUUGACACUCUAUAUACCCUAUGGUCAUGAACUAUAUGAGUAUGUGAUAGACACUCCUUCUUUAAAGUAUUUCGAACUUGUGGAUUAUAUUGAUAAUGAUCACUACGGUUUGAUUGAGAACAUGCCUUACCUGAUCGAGGCAUAUGUAGAUUGUUGUUGCCCUGAUAUUUAUAGUCUUAUGGGAUCAAACACAUCUGUCAAGCGUCUUACAAUAUGUUCAGUGGCUAUUCUCGAUGGUCUUGUCUUCAAUGAACUUGAACAUCUGGAGGUAUGUCUAUGCACAGUGCUUUUCUCGAAUCAACUUGUCCAGCUGCUCAAUGCUUCUUCUAAGUUAAAGAGACUAGACAUCUCCUUAAUGGAUGUAAGUUUGUUUGUUAACCCUCUUUUUUUACUGUCUGAUGCACAACUAGUCUCACUCUAAUUUUUGUGUUUGAUAUAUCAGGGUCAUGUGCCUCGAUAUAUGGACGACUGGAACCGACCAAGUACUGUUCCUGAAUGUUUGUUGUCAAGUCUACAAAGUCUCAACUGGUUGGAGUACACAGGAGAACCACAAGAGAGAGAUAUUGUGGUUUACAUUCUGAAACAUGCUCGUCACUUAAAGACUGCAACAAUCACGUCAUUUGAAUCGGAUGUUCCAAAAUUUGAGAUGAUAAAGGAGUUGGCUCUUUCUCCUAGAGCUUCAACAACAUGCCAACUCGUGUUUGAAUGAGUCUUUUGAUCACUAAACUUUAGCGUGUUCUUCAAUUUCUUGUAUUUGCUAGGACUCGUUUCGUUUGUCUUCAACUCUGGAAACUUGUUUUCUACAAUAGGUUUUAUUUCUAUAUACUAAGAGCUAAGUUAUAUGAUC
Messenger RNA from Brassica napus (rape), 3195 nucleotides. Its product is annotated as FBD-associated F-box protein At4g10400. Gene Ontology annotation, molecular function: protein binding. The record is from RefSeq and is a predicted model, not a curated record. Lineage: Eukaryota; Viridiplantae; Streptophyta; Magnoliopsida; Brassicales; Brassicaceae. The transcript has 2 exons.